AUGCACUCCUCUGCUUCUGCUGUCGACCUCCUUGGAUCUGAGAAGGUCAGGGCUGCGUCUGCCUCGAGCGGGCGCCGCAGGGGCAAGGGCAAAUGGGGCAAGGGAGGCAGAGGUGACGCCGGGGGAGGCCAUGGUGGGGGUGGUGGCGGCAGUGGGGGUGGUGGUGGGACUGGUGGGGCUAGUGGCAGCGGUGGGGGUGGUGGCGGAAACGGCGGGGGCGGUGGCAGGGGCGUGGGCGGUGGUGGGGGCAGCGGUGGACGCGGCGGCGGCAGGGGAGGAGGUGGUCGAGGAGGUGGUGGCGGCAAUGGUAGUCGUGGAGGCACUGGCGGUGGCCAGAGCCUACAGCACUCUCCGUCGCCCCAAAAGCUCCAUGAGUGGUACGCUCAGCACGGGGGGGGUAGUGGCCUUAGCUGCACAUACGUCAUCCGCACUGGUGACCGAACUGUUCCCUUACGCUGGGCUGAUCUGAUGAAGCAAAACAUUGAUAUCUUUGCUCUAGACUUUGAUGCUAUUCUCUCUACCAUGUAUGUGAUGUCUAUUAGUGGAGAGGGUGCCCAGUACCUGUGUGCUCCGCCCUACCCACGCAUUCGACCCGGUGAGGCUACUGCUCUAGGUGCUAGAGUGUCUGCUACCCCAGGUGCUGGUGAGGCUGCUGCUCUAGGUGCUGGUGCGUCUGCGUCCACUGUUACUGAGUCCACGGAGGCACUGCACACCUUUACACUAGACUUAGGUGCUUCCCGCUGUUUCUUUCAUGACCGCACGGCUCUUGAGCAGCUUGCUCGGCCCGUUGCAGUCUCUCUCGCUGACCCCUCAGGGGGUCCAGUCCUUGUGACCUCCUCCACAGUUCUCCCUUGUCCGGCCGUCCCGUCCGGCACACUGUCCGGUCUCCACCUCCCCUCGUUCUCUACGAACUUGGUGGCGGGAUGUGCGCUCCAAGACACGGGUGUCCACCAGUUCACCCCUGCCUACGAGCGCGUGACACACUGCACGUGUGCUCGGACGGGCCGUCACCUGGCGACCUUCACACGGCAUCCGGGGUCGGACCUGUACACACUGACUACUGAGUCCCCUCCGGUAGCUGUGUUUACAUCCGCGUCAGGUCAGCUGUCGGCCCCCUGCUCGUGCCGCUCUCUGGCGCACGAGACAGUCCUCUGGCACCAGCGCCUUGGUCACCCUUCCGUGCAGCGCCUUCGGGCAAUGCACAAACGGUACCUUGUCUCUGGUCUUCCCAGGGUUCUCCCUCCCCUCCCAGCCUCGCCUGCUCCUCCCUGCCUUUCCUGUGUCGAGGGGCGGCAGCGCGCUGCUCCUCACUCCUCCUCGUUUCCCCCGACGAUUGCUCCCUUGCAGACGCUCCACAUGGACGUGUGGGGCCCCGCCCGCGUCCGUGGUCAAGGUCAGGAAAGGUACUUCCUGAUAGUCGUUGACGACUACUUGUGCUACACCACAGUCUUCUCCUUGCGCACCAAGGGUGAGGUCCCUUAUGUUUUUAUCCCUUGGAUCCGCGCUUCUCGUCUUCAGCUCAGCGAGCGUUUCCACUCGGACUUUCCUGUCCCGCGCUUGCACUCUGAAGAAGGUGAUGAGUUCUCCUCCGACCUCUUGGCAGCUUACUUUGCGGAGCACGGCAUCCGCCAGUCGUUCACGCUUCCGGCCUCUCCACAGCAGAAUGGGGUUGCUGAGCGCCGCAUUGGCUUGGUCAUGGAGGUCGCUCAUACCUCCUUGAUCCAUGCGGCUGCCCCCCACUUUCUGUGGCCGUUUGCGGUCCGAUACGCUGCGCAUCAGCUCAACCUCUGGCCCCGUGUCUCCUUGCCAGAGACCUCCCCGACACUGCGUUGGACGGGAGAGGUUGGCGAUGCGUCGCGUUUUCGGUCUUACCACCCUACCUCGCGUCAUGUCCUCGCCUCUCAGUACGUCACCUUUGUCGAGUCGGUACCCUUCUACAACCUCUUCCCCUACCGCACUGCCCCGCUCCCUCCCGCGCCUCUCUUCCUCGCGCCAGAUGCUGUUGUAGUAGACCCCCUCCCCCCUCAGGGUGCCGCUCCCUCAAAUGUGUCCCAGGUAGACCCGGUUGAGCCUAUCGAGCCUGGGAGUACGUAG
Closterium sp. NIES-65 is the source of this 2094-nucleotide messenger RNA. The record is from the annotation of a GenBank genome assembly. NCBI's taxonomy places the organism in Eukaryota, Viridiplantae, Streptophyta, Zygnematophyceae, Desmidiales, Closteriaceae.